Colius striatus (speckled mousebird) is the source of this 1160-nucleotide messenger RNA. RefSeq names its product LIM domain-containing protein 2. The transcript has 5 exons. The record is from RefSeq and is a predicted model, not a curated record. NCBI's taxonomy places the organism in Eukaryota, Metazoa, Chordata, Aves, Coliiformes, Coliidae. Gene Ontology annotation, cellular component: actin cytoskeleton; plasma membrane. Gene Ontology annotation, molecular function: actin filament binding. Gene Ontology annotation, biological process: actin filament bundle assembly. The coding region runs from base 362 to 748 and encodes 128 amino acids.
CGGGCGAAGAGAGGGGCCGGGGAAGGUUUGGGGGUUAGAGGUUGGCUUCAACACAAAGGAACAAGCGGCUGAGAAGACGGUAGGAAGCGAAGAACCAAUCACGGCGGCAGCCCGGCGAUAAAAGGGUUUGCGAAGGGACCCGGGGAGGGGAGAGCUCGCAGGAAACGGCUUCGGCUCCUUGAGCUCCGGGGAGAAAAGGCAACGAGAGACCCCCGCUGCUGGGGGGUGGGAAAGGGGACGGGACAGCCAGACGGACGGAGCAUAUGGUGUUGCAAGAGCUCUGUCUGAGCCACCUCCUCGAGGAACAGCAGCCCACCAACUUCAAGCUCAGGAUUAAAUAGACAGAGGAGGGGAAGGAACCAUGUUCCAGGCCACGGGAGCCGCCAGCCCAGCUUCAGCUCACGAGGCAAAGAACAGCUCAGGAGGCAGCACGGUGCAGCGCUCCAAGUCCUUCAGCCUGAAGGCACAAGUGAAGGAGCUGUGCACCGCCUGCCAGAAAACCGUCUACCCCAUGGAGCGGCUGGUGGCGGAUAAGUUUGUCUUCCACAACGCCUGCUUCUGCUGCAAGCACUGCCACACCAAGCUCAGCCUGGGCACCUAUGCAGCUCUCCAUGGGGAAUUCUACUGCAAGCCCCACUUCCAGCAGCUCUUCAAGAGUAAAGGCAACUACGACGAGGGCUUCGGGCGCAAGCAGCACAAGGAGCUGUGGGUGCACAAGGAGGUGGAGAGCGGGACCAAGACGGCGUGAGCGAGGCCAAGCCCCCCACCUUCCUUUUCCCUGGAGCUCAGCAGAGAUGGGAUGAAGCAGUGCUGAGCCAGGGGCUAACUGAGCUGAUGUAAAGCAAAGGCUGAGCUUGAGCCUGGGGGGCAGUUUCAGGUCUGCCAACCAUGGAAAAGGAGAUGAUCCGGGGCCUGGAAGUCUCAGCAGAGCUGCCAGCUCCCGCCACACCAGUCCUGGUGUGUCCUUGGUUUACAUCAGCUCAGUUCAGCUGGCAUUGUUCAGCCUUAAGGAUCUUGCCCUGUGACUGUUUAACAGUGUCUUGUCUUUUUGAUAUUUGCCUUUGAUUGGUACGUUCUGUGCUGGAGCCUGGCACAGCAGCUUCAGCCCCGCACCGCGCCAGGCGCUCUUUUAUUUUUGUAAUACAAGGUUUUGGAGCCUU